CGUCCUGAGCGCCUGCCGGUCCCACUCGGCCGGGCGUGGAGGAGAGCCGCGUGCAACGAGGACGAUGUACGCCCGGGACUGGCGAGGGCUGCCCCGCAGCCGCCUCCUCCUGCUGGUCGCCCUGCUCGCCUGGGCCGCCGCCGAUGCCCACGAAGAGGACGCGGAGGGGCCCCACUGGGAGGCAGGUCCUCCUCCUGGCCAUGGAAACAGUCACUGGAGCUAUGCAGACAAGGCAGAAUGGGCCUUCGAUUUUCCCCACUGUGGGGGCCACAUGCAGUCCCCCAUCAACAUUGAGACAGGGGCUGCCCUCUUCAGUGCCCAGCUGGAGCCCAUCCUGCUGCCUGACUACAGCCUGCCUCCCAGGGAGAUGCUCCGCCUCCAGAACAAUGGACACACAGUGGUCCUUGACCUGCCCAGGAAUUUGACCAUGACCGGCGGGGGAUUCCCACAGCCAUACCAGGCUGCCCAGCUGCACUUGCACUGGGGGUCUGCCCUGAAGCCCGGCUCUGAGCACACAGUGGAUGGGCACCGCUAUGCCGGGGAGAUUCAUGUGGUUUAUUACAGCUCCCACUUUGACAGCAUCCAGGAGGCGCAGGUUGAGCCAGGAGGCUUGGCUGUGCUGGCUGCAUUUCUGCAGGUUGGGUCAGAGGAAAAUGAGCCAUAUCAGCACAUCCUUGAACAUCUGAAUGACGUCCAUGAAGAAGGAGAAGAAACCUGGAUUCCUGCCUUUGAUGUAGCCAAGCUCCUUCCUGAUGACCUCAGUCGCUACUUCCGCUAUAAUGGCUCACUGACCACUCCACCUUGUUACCAGACGGUGAACUGGACAAUCUUUAACCAGACAAUUCGGCUGUCCCCAGAUCAGAUCUCCAUGCUGGAGGACACCCUUCAUGGAGAUGAGGACGAGCUGAUCCAGGACAACUUCCGCUUGCCUCAGAGUCUGCAGGGCCGGAGUGUCCUGGCCAGCUUCCCGAUGCUCCACAUCCCAGAAAGGGCUCAACCACCUGGUGAGGGGGGAUCUCCAAGGGCCCCGGAUCCUUAUGGUCCUGCAGAGGAAGGCGGGGGCGACAGUGCAGGAUCUGCAGCAGGCGGAGGGCAGCCCCACACCCCAGAUGGUGCCUCAGGGAGAGACUCUGAACCAGCCUCUGGAGAAGGCGCUGACCAGCAGGUGGGCUCCUCCAUUCAGACAGGGGACGUGUUGGCCGCCAUGUUUGCAGCUCUCUUUGGCAUCACUGCUCUCGCCUUCUUCCUCUAUGUCCGGAAGCACCAGGCCCAGAACCGCAGACGGGAUUGUCAGCCCAUCAAGUCCAGCAUCAUCUACACAGCAGCCACCACAGAGGAGAAUGCAGCCUAGAAGGAAGCCCCGGCAGCUUCUCUCCCCCUGCCUCUCCCGACUCCUC
This is a messenger RNA of Lacerta agilis (Sand lizard), 1397 nucleotides long. It is a transcript of the gene CA9, whose product is annotated as carbonic anhydrase 9. The record is from RefSeq and is a predicted model, not a curated record. NCBI's taxonomy places the organism in Eukaryota, Metazoa, Chordata, Lepidosauria, Squamata, Lacertidae. Gene Ontology annotation, molecular function: zinc ion binding; carbonate dehydratase activity. The coding region runs from base 65 to 1351 and encodes 428 amino acids. Gene Ontology annotation, cellular component: plasma membrane. The transcript is spliced from 13 exons.